AUGAUUCGUUUCGCCUUCAGCCUUGCCUUGACAUCGACGUUGCUGUCUGCCGCACAAGCCGCGUUUAGCACAACAUCUAAGAAUAACGUCGUCGUCUACUACGGCCAAGGACCGAAUCAACCUGCGCUCAGCACAUAUUGCGCCGACUCGAGUAUCGACGUCAUCGUCUUGUCUUUUGUGAAUUUAUUCCCAGCACAGGCAAAUGGCUUCCCCGGGAUUAACUUUGGAAACCAAUGCGGUUCCACGGUGUAUCCCGGCCCGGGAUACAACGGCGUGAACAACGCAACCAACAACCAGCUCUACCAGUGCCCCAAUAUCCAACACGACCUGUACACGUGCCGCCAGACGAGCAACAAGAAGAUCCUGCUAUCCCUCGGGGGCGCCACAUCGCAGUACCAACUAACAGGCGCAACCGACGGCACCAGCUUCGCCAACACGCUAUGGGGCCUCUUCGGCCCGCGCACAACAACCUGGGUCAACGCCGGCAAGCCGCGGCCCUUCGACUACAACGGCGUCGGCUUCAGCGUCGACGGCUUCGACCUCGACAUCGAGCACCCGCCCACGGACAACUGGGCCGGCUACAUCGCGCUCGCGAACCAAUUACGCGCCAACUUCGGCGCCUCCGCGGCCGGGCAGACGCUCUUCCUAACCGCGUCGCCGCAGUGCGUCGUCCCGGACACGAACCUCCUGGGCGUCCUGCAGUACAGCGUCGUCGACAUGCUGUUCGUCCAGUACUACAACACGCCGCAGUGCUCCGCGGCGUCCUGGGUCGCGGGCAACCCGAAAUACGUCCCCGGCGGCGCCUUCAACACCUCCGGGUUUACCUUCGACACCUGGACGGCGUGGCUGAGCGGCACGAGCAGCAAGAACGCGCGCUUGUACGUCGGGCUGCCUGGCUCGGGGAACGCGGCUAGCGCUAGCUCGGUGGUUGCGCCCGCGCAGGCGCUCAGCCUCGUCGAUGCGUAUUACUGCCGCGCGAAUUUCGGCGGCGUCAGCGUCUGGGAGGCGACGUAUGCGGCGGCGAAUGUAGCUAGCGGGCUGAAUUUUUAUCAGAAUAUGAAGAGGAAUUUGAAUACGUCGAGUACGGAUACGAGAUUAUCUUGCGUGGUGAGUUUUAAUUCCAUCAACCCUUUCCUUCCUCCCACAUUAUCCGUUUUGAUUGGUUCUUCGUUCGAUAUGAUAUGA
Daldinia childiae is the source of this 1185-nucleotide messenger RNA. Its product is annotated as Endochitinase A. Gene Ontology annotation, biological process: carbohydrate metabolic process. Gene Ontology annotation, cellular component: extracellular region. Lineage: Eukaryota; Fungi; Ascomycota; Sordariomycetes; Xylariales; Hypoxylaceae. The record is from RefSeq and is a predicted model, not a curated record. Gene Ontology annotation, molecular function: chitinase activity. Bases 1 to 1185 code for a protein of 394 amino acids. The transcript has 3 exons.